This is a messenger RNA of Zootermopsis nevadensis, 11252 nucleotides long. RefSeq names its product calmodulin-regulated spectrin-associated protein patronin (gene Patronin). Gene Ontology annotation, biological process: cytoplasmic microtubule organization; negative regulation of microtubule depolymerization; neuron projection development. NCBI's taxonomy places the organism in Eukaryota, Metazoa, Arthropoda, Insecta, Blattodea, Termopsidae. The record is from RefSeq and is a predicted model, not a curated record. Gene Ontology annotation, cellular component: microtubule minus-end. Gene Ontology annotation, molecular function: spectrin binding; calmodulin binding; microtubule minus-end binding.
UUUGCUCUGUUUUACUAAAAUUAAGUCGUUCGGUUUAUAUGUCUAUAUAUGCUUAGUAUAAUCACAUCUGAAACAAUGUUUACAUAAGUGUGAUUCAUUCAGAGAUACACCCAGCUGUGAAUUUUCCAAAUACCUGUGUUGAGUGGUAGAAAAUAUUCUCCGAAUACCUGGGAUCGUGGAUUUUCGUUUCCAGUUUCAGAACUCUUUCGGGUUUUCACGUUGACAGUGCGAAUGAGAAAUAUGAGUCUAGAUUUUAAUUCCUAUUUGUAUAAAAUGUUAUAUCCAUUAAAAUGCGGUCGAUGAGUGAGAGUAUGGUCGCAUAUUAUGACGCAAGUGACCUCAGUUCAGUUUUUGUAAUGUAAAAGUUUGUCUGUCAAGUAUUGUGCGUAGGCUAGAUAAAGAUAUGACAAGGAGACCAGUGAUAAAUUGUGUCAGUUGUUGAAUGUGGAGCGCUAUUUCUAAGUUAUUUUCAAAGGCAAAUUCUGAGUCUAAAAAUUGCCAUCCAACUGCUGAUGCUUGCAUUAUGGAUCGGAAUGAAGAUCGACGUAAGAUCGCGGUUCAGGAUUUGGAGCCACAGGAUACGUACGACACUAGACAGGCAAAACAGAGAGCAUCAGUGAAGUGGCUUCUGUCAAAGGCAUACAACAACAGGGUUCCAGAGAACUUACGGGAACCAUUUUAUCGAGAUCAGGAGGAUCAAGAACAUUUGAAACCACAAAUAGUCCAUUCACUUGCCAAUGCAGAGCUAUACUGCCUGGGUCUUGCAAACAUCUAUUCAGACCCUAACUAUCACAACCUUAACCACUGGGGCAUCAUCCAAGCCCUGGCAAGGAAAGGCGUGUUGAUUACAGAACCUCCGGAUGACCAGUUGACAGAAACUGUACUUAUUCAAACCAAUCCAAUUAAACUGAGUGCUCACAUGGCUGUGAUUGAAGCCAUCAUGGUGCUGUAUGCAAAGGAGGUUGUGACACCUGAUCGAGUUGUAGCAGCAAUCCAAAGAUUUAGUUUCUCUCGAGCUGCCAGUCCCGAUCCGCUGCCAGCUGACCACGAAGGGGGUCUGGUACUCUGGGUUAACAAAGCUUGUUCUGCUCUGAAGCAGAGGAUAGAGCAGGAAAUGGAGCAGGGUGAUUGUAGGGGAAGGGAGGGUGACAGACUGCAUGUACCAGACCUUCCUCCAGUGCAAGAACUGAAAGACCUCUGUGAUGGAAUUAGUCUAGCUGCUUUAGUGUCAUUCUAUUGUCCUGAGGAAUUGCCAUGGACGGAUGUUGUAGUCAGCUACUUACCCACUGUGUCUGACUGUGUUCAGAAUCUCAUGCUGGUUUAUAAUUUUUGCACCCGUAGUCUACCGUGUUCUGUGUUCCACAUGAUGCCAGAAGAUGUAACUUAUAUGCGUGGGUCAAUGAAGCAGAAUCUAGUGGUUUUUCUGGCAGAUCUCUUUAACGUACUAGAGAUUCAUCCAGUAAAAUGUGUCCGAUUUCCAGGCACAGACAAAAAUUUAAAAGAAGUCUACCCAAGGAAUAGCCAAGGGGUAGCUCACAAGCGUAGCUUCCCGCAGUCAAUAUCUGCAAUCCCUGAUCUUCGCAGUAAUCUUGGAGCUCAUUCGAGCGGCUUCACAGUUUCUAAGUCAUCUCCAACAAUACAGACGUCUCUGCCUAUCAAAAAGUCACAUUCCUUGCAACAUGCUGAUACGUAUGGGAAAAGCACCACUGAGUCUCAUGACAGGAGCCACACACAGGAAGAAAGACAUAGCAGUAGUGAAGAUCAGUUUGUGGUGCAUCGAGGGCGUGGAGUUCCUACCUUAAGCUCAGUUGUUCAAGCUGAGGAGCCCUUGCUUCCUGCCAGGUUACGACCAGCAAAAGAGAAGCAAAAUCAGGACAGUAAAGCGGAGGAACGGGGAGAACCAGUAGCUGCUGGUAGACCCAGCAACUGGGAGGAUUCCAGACGAAGUUCUUAUGCUGGCAGGAGGUCAAGAAGGAACUCUGUAUCAGAUGAUUCACAGCUGACCUUGGAGAACUUUGGAGGCUCUCAAGAGAACCUGCAUUUGUUGGGGCGUAACCCGGACAAGGAGCCGGCUGUGCACACAGGCAAGAAAAAUGUUUGUGAAAGCACCAGUACUGCAUUGCGUACUAGUGCCCAGGAGGCCAGAAGCAUCGGCGUUGAACUCCUCUUCCAUGACAACAAUGGUUAUUCUUCCAGUGAGAAACGUGAUGAGGAAAAAUCAGAGCGGUCUAAUAUGGUAUCUUUAAAACAGGUAACUCAACAUUCCAAGGAAGUUUCAGAACUGUGUGAUAUGGUGGAUGGUGAUGUUGGGGGAAUUAAACUUGCAACAAGUUUUGCUGAGUUAUCAAGACAUAAAGCAGGUGUAGAAACACCCAAAGGCAUCCACAUAGUAUACAUGCAACAUGAUCGAGAACAGGAUGUGGGUAGUGUUCCUCCAAAGUCGAGUUUUCUCAACAAAAGAAUUAGUGGGAAUAAUAGCAAUGGUUCUGGUGAGAAGAAAACAACAUUUGCUGCUCUCCCAAGCAACACAACCACGUGGCAACAGCAGAGUUCCAGCACCAGUCAGCUGCAACAGACGGAGAUGACAUCUGCAUUAGAUGAUACCAAUGCAAAUAAUCACAUUAUGGCAUCUCAGUUACACAAUAUUCGAAUGAAGCUGGAGGAAAAACGUCGGCUCAUCGAGAGUGAGAAGAGGCGCAUGGAAGUGGUGAUGAGUAAGCAGCGCCAAAAAGUGGGGAAGGCUGCUUUCCUGCAAGCCGUUACAAAGGGAAAGAACACAUACAUUAAAACACCAGAGUCAGAUUCUGGCAAGGAUUCAAAUGGAGAUGUGGUAGAAAAUAUGAAACCUCAGAGACCAUUCUCACUGCAGGAAAUCAGCGAGGAUGUGACAUCAGUUGAACACAAAUGGUUGGAUGGUGCUGUCCCAUUCACUGAGGAGAGAAAGACACCUGAUAUAGAGAAUAUGGACCUUGAACAGUACCAGCAGUCCAUAGCCCAGAUGAACUCAAGUCUGCAUGAAAUCCAGAAUGAUAUUCAGCGGCUGGCUACGCAGCAGAAUCAGAUCCAAGACUUAUCUACACACCACCAUCUGCAGGGUUUAGUAAACCAACAACAACACCAAAUUCAGGACUUGUCUGGCCAGCAACUGCAGAGCCUUGCAGCACAGCAGCAAAUGCAGAGUUUAGCAUUUCAACAAAAUAUGCAAGGAUUCGAUGGGCAAACCCAGUUCUAUCUUCAUGAUCAGCAGCAGCAGGCACAAAGGCGAACGUGGGCUCAGCAGGCACCUUCUCCUACACGGUAUCCAACGCACCAAGCCCAGCAGGAUGUCAGGAUGCUUUGGGGUGAUCCACAGUCUGCAAGGCAACAAAUGCUGAUGCAGAAUUCACAGCCUGCUUCCUAUAAUUGCCAGCCACAAGGUGGCUUUGUACUCCAUGAAGGCAAGCCUGGAAGUUUCUCAGCACCAGGGCACCCAGCAGGUAGAGAUGCUCGGUACCACAAUGGUGAACACCCUGGCCUGCACCACAGUUUGGGUGUGAACAAUUUGCUGUAUUCCUCAUCAGGCAAUGGAGGCAUGCCACAACAUACAUCAUUCCAACUUCACUCUGAUGCAGGAGCUGGUGUGUAUGGUUCUCGUAGCGCUGGUCCUACCCCUCCUUCUGCUUCCCCACAGCAUCGAAGUUCCACUGUACAUAGGAUUAGUCAGCUAAUGGGAGAGUCACCAGAAGUGAAACGAGGUGUGCCACGUAACAGCUUGGAGCAGCAGCAGUCACAGAGUGAAAUGACCCCAGAGAAGAGCAGAAGUCCUGGUGUCAUACAUGCCCCUAUUCCAACACCACCAAUGGAUGAUAUGGAGCCUCAGAGUAUAUCUUUUAUAGGUGCACCUGUGGUAGAUGAUCAUACCCAUAAUUUAGCUCAGGGCAUUAAAGGUUUGCAAAUCACAUCUGGUAGUCGAACAUACAGAAUACCAUCACCCACCCGGCCCUCUUUGUCCAGAAAUUCAUUCCAGCAACAGGAAUCAGAUGAUGCGGCCAGCAUGCCUUCUGCCAAUGAAGUGGAUCCAAGUGUUGAUGGAGGCACGGAGAAAGGCUUCUAUAUAUCCUUUGAUAGUGAUGUGGCUCCCAAAAGACCGAAGCCUCCUCUCAGGGUGAGGAAGUCAUCUCCCAAAAAGGAGAGACCAGUAUCACAAUUUGAAAACCAGCCCACUGAAUAUGAAGAGUCAAGGCUUGCUGGACAGUAUCGUGUGGAACCCUCUGCACCAAGAGAAGCAGAGACAGUAGAACAGCGUAAUAAUGAAGUGGAGACGUCUGCAGCUCCAGGCGUGGGACUUGUCAUUGGAAGUGAACUUCUGAAUCCUGAUCCUAAUGCGUUGGAUGAAAUGGAGCGAAAGAAAGAGCGAAUUAUGUUGCUGUCACUGCAGCGUCGUCAGCAGCAAGAAGAGAUGAAACAGCACAAAGAACAGGAAGCACAGCACCGCAGAGAAUUGGAAAAAUUGAAGCAGGAUGAAAGGGAACGGAAGAAGGAGGAGGAAAGGUUGCGUAGAGCUGCCAUUUUAGAGCAGUACAAGCUUAAGAAAGCCAUUGAAGAGGCAGAGAGAGAAGGUAAGCUUCUGCCUGAAAAAGCUGAUCUUGCGACCAAUAAGCCAGUGCCCAAAAUGCGAAACAAGACAUCUGCAGGCUCUCGUCCUCGGCCAAAGACGAUCCAUGUUGACAGUGGUGGUGUAGGCAGUGGGGUGGACAUGCAAGAAGGAAUUCUGAGCCCUAGUCGUAGCAAGAAGGGUUCUACUUCUAACCUGACAGACACAGUUUUCAGUCCACACAUGAGACGAGAUUUUUACCGUGGCUCACAGGAUAGUUUGGCUGACAGAAUAGAAGAACGCAGAGGCGUUGGAACCUCUUUGUUUAGAGAUUCUCCAGAUGAUGGUCGAGGAGCAUCUCCUUGCCGCAGUGUGAAUCAGUUGGGUCGAAGAGGUUCCUAUAAAACGUCUAGAGAUACAUCGGAGCCAGGUCGAAUUAGAGGCCGGCAGAAAUAUCCCACAUAUCAAGGGAACUUUAGGGGACGGAAAUCAAACUCUCUCAUGAAUCUGUGUGGUUCCAGCACAGACCAGGACAGUAUGGUGUACCGAUACACAGACACUGAUUCUGGUCUUGGUCGAGCCACUCCACCUAGACGAGCCCCAUCGCCAGGUAUGAGUAGUAUGCGACAUCUUCCAUCUCCUUCAGGUCCUGGUUCAUUACCUCCUGGCCUUAUGACAAAGCGUAGGGUUUUUGAUGAUGGCUCCAGUGACAUCAGUUCAACACCUAGUUCCAUGAUGGAGUACACAGGUCCAAGAUUAUAUAAACAACCAACAACCAAAUCAAAUCGAGGCAUAAUGCUAAAUGCAGUUGAAUACUGCGUAUUUCCAGGUGUAGUGAAUAAAGAGGCAAAGCGAAGAGUUCUAGAAGAGAUAGCACGAUCAGAGAGCAAACACUUCCUAAUACUUUUCCGAGAUGCAGGCUGCCAAUUUAGAGCAUUAUACUCAUAUUGCCCUGAACAAGAAGAGGUUUGCAAACUAUAUGGCACUGGUCCAAAACAAGUCAAUGAUCGAAUGUUUGAUAAAUUCUUUAAAUAUAAUUCUGGAGGUAAAUGCUUCUCACAGGUCCAUACAAAACAUCUGACAGUCACCAUUGAUGCCUUCACGAUCCAUAACAGCCUAUGGCAAGGAAAGAAGGUGGCAUUACCUAACAAAAAAGAUAUGGCACUCGUUAUUUAGUCAUCAGUUUUGUUGAGUGAAAUCAAAGUUUAUCAGUCAUACAAGUUCUUGAUGCAGUGUUUUAAUUUACCGCAAUGUAAGCAGGAUGGAUGGGCAGUCACAGAUGUAGUUUUUAAGUGUGAAUGGUACAUAAGCAGAUUUACAACUUUUGAUCAGCAUGUGGAAUACAGAUUAAGGUUGUCAAGAACUAUAGUCAUUUUCUGAGUGAAUUAUCUGUGUUCUUAAACCAAGAUUCAUUUUACAAAUUUAUGGUGCUUUGUUGACUAGCAGUGGGUUGCUGGGCUUUUUGCAUCAUUUGUUCAUUCCCUUUGUAUAUGUGGCUUUGGCCUGAGUUGUAAUGUUUUUUAAUAAUCAGUGUUACAUCGUCAGCAACAUUUCUGUGCUUCACAGAACAAUUAUGAAGGAUGUGAAUGUUCUUGCUCUUGUAUACUGUUUGCAAAGAGAUCGUGAAAAGGCGAUGAAGAUAAUACAUUUUCAUAUCAAAAUCUAAAACACAAGAAUAUAAAUAAAUUCAGUAUACUCAAGUUAAAACAAUCUGCAGUUCUAGAUAAUCUUGCAGGAGGGUGAUUCAACACAGUUGGCUGAAACAAAAUUAUUUCUUGAUUUGAGCAUAAAGUAAUUUAAAAGGACAGUGCUGCUUAAAUAGGAAUGCAGUUAAAAAAAGUCUUAUAACUCAUUGAACUGUGUCUAAAUGAAACUGUUUAAAAAAAUAGUAAUACUAAUUUCCAGUUGACUAAAGUAUAAAUAUAAAUGUUUUACUAAUAGCAUUUAACAUGACUGAUAAAAUUAAACAUACUCACACUUACCAGAUCCUGGUCAUUGUAUUAUGUUUGUUGAUGGUUGGUUGUUGUCCUGGUGGUUAAUCAGGUUGGAUAUAAGCAGAUUCUUGGCUGUCUCAGUGAGCUCUGAUGUAAUGUUUUAACUAUUAGUAAUGUAAUUUGGCAGUGGGUAUUUUGUGUUUAUAAAAACAAAGCAUGGUGUACUGAUGUAUAAAGAAUACAGAAUAAGGUAUGACUGACUAAAUGGAAACACCUGGAGAUGUAAUAAUGAAGAUCAAAAUAUGAACAGAGAGGCAAAAUACAUACUGUAGUGAAGGUUGUUGGGAAAACAUACGUUCAGACACAGAUAUGUAGUAGUUGCACACUUCACUGAUGUUCUUACUUGUUUUAGAAAAAUGACAUAAGUAAUAUUCUGUUGAGAUUCCUACAGGCAAACUUCUCUCUCCCCGUUAUAUUGUAGCAUUUAUCAGAUAUCCUGUGUACAGAAUAUGUUGAUAGAACCCACAAGUUCUGUCAUGUUACAUGGGACAUUAUCCAUGUCUGAAGUAUGUCUGAUAUUAGUAACAUUUUGAGAGGUUAGCUUCAUGGUUGGUUUUCAUUAUACUGAGACAACCAUCCUGAUAACAGUGUCAGUGCUCAGGAUCAAACAGAUUUUUUUAAUUAUCUUGCAAGUUCUGCUAAAUUGUUUAGUGGCUACUAUACAGUAUGAGUAUUCAAAUGUUUCCCAAGUUUGAUCUUCAUUGUUGCCACUGAUAAGAAGUACUUUAAACAGGUUGUGUUUAAUGACCAGCAAUUAAGCACCUGAAAAUAAAAGGAGAGCCAACUCCUGAAAAGUCAUGUAAUAUUAAAUAUACCUCAGACAUUUGGCAGUGUUCGUAAUUUUGGUGCAGUGAAUCAGCUGUCAUCAUGCAUCUUUAACAGAUUAUUUUUAUCUUCACAUUUACUGUGUUUUACUAGAUGCAUCUGCCCUGACUUUAAAUUACAACAGAAAAUUUAGGGAAGGCUGUAGAGAGUAGUAACAUUCUUUGAUAUGUCUACAAAAGGUUUCUUUUAGAACUUAAUUUGCAUAAUAUGUCUUUUUAUUAAAUUCAGAUAGUUACAAGGAUAAAAUUCUCACUUAUUUUCUGAGUUUUGCAGUGUAUUGCUAACUGUAUCAGUAAUCCCUACUUACAAACAUACACAAAGUAAACUUUUCCAGACUCUACUCAGAAACGGUACCAACUUAAACAAAGGCAUCAUGUAAGAUUUUGUGUUCUCAGCAGAUGUGAAGAUAUUGAUUGUGGUCUUCUGGGUUUGAUGCCUUGUGGACUUGUAGGUGGGUACAAACCAGGGUUCAGGCAUCGGUAACCACCUACAAGGCAGCACAAUGUCACAGUCCAGAACAGAAUUGUUACCUCAUGUAACAUACGAGUUUUUCAUGCAAACUAUACACAUUGUAGGUUCUUCUGUGUUGUAACAUCAUGUUGUUUGGAAGAAGUUUCCAGGAUUUUGAAGGGACUUCUGUUAUGUCUGCCUUGAAGAUAAAGCAGUUGAUUCCUCUAAAGCAUUGGGUGUUUCUCCCAGUACUGUGUGGUGUUACAGCCCAGAAGUCUCUACAGUGUGUGAAAGGUUAAUGCCAAAAAUUUGUCCUUAUAUAGUAAAAUAUCUUCAUCUGUUAUCCAGAAACAGGGUUGCAAGUCAAUUGUAAUUUCAGUUCAGUGUUUAAAUGGUCUUCAAUAUUUAUUCUUUGUUAUGGGUGGUAAUUAAAAAUUUUAUUCUGUCAUUCCGCUUAGAUGUUCCAUCUGUAUGAAUUUAUUUUUUUUCUUAUACCAGAUAUAUGUGGGUUUUUGUAGUGUGUUAUACCCAAAUUAAUACAUCCUUUCACACUUCAUAAAAAUUUAAUUUCAACAGAUUGUUUUAUCUCUCACUUUCUGAAAAACUAAAUUUCAUUUCCAUAAUACAGGGUAGGAGCUUCAAGCACUUGUUUUAUCUUGUAUGUCAUAGUUAAUGGGUUAGCUUACUGAUUAGUAUUCAAUAUUUUAUUGUUUAUAUGGUAUUUUUGUCAUGUUCAAAUGACUUCAUGACAUAGAUAACAUGUUUUGAAAUCUUAUCUUCAAGGACCGACUAUUUUCUUUGGACUGUCAUGGCCUUAAUCAUGUUAUGGAUGAUUUAAAAUUGUAAUAUUAAUGAUACAGUGAAAUCUGCCAUAUAAUAUUUCUCUGUAAAUAAUGGAAACAAACAAGAAAAGUGAAGAGAGCACAAAAUUGAGUUUUACUUGGAUCUUAGAAAUUAAUGCCUGUCAUUUGAUUCUGUUUACUGUUGUUCCACCCAAUCUCAUUAGCUUUCACUGUUAAUUUCUCAGUGAUUAUCUUAAUGUACAAUGAAACUGUGGAAGCUACACAUACAUUUCAUACUAUCUGUCAUGGUCUGUAUUACCACCAGGCAUGUUCGUUGCUAGUUAUACAUUGAAGUGAUGAGAACUCGUGUAGGAUAAUGAAAUUCAGUAUCAGUUCUUUCUUUUGCAUCAAAACAAUUGUUUUAUUUUUGUCUUAACAAAUGAAGCUAAAUAACAUUCUGAAGCACAUGAGAAUUAUAUAGAAUGAUGAGUGAGAUAAAAUUUAUUAAUAUGAUUAAUACAAUUUGAUGAACCUAAUUGAACAUUUUUUUCUGAUUCAAAGUAUAGCAUAUGAUGCAUUUCUUUAGGAAGUAAUUUAUUCUGUAUGUUUCAAUGUAGUGCAUAUCCAUUCAUAAAAAAUUAUAAAAUUAUUUUUCCCAGUUGCUUUCCAUUAUUUUGCACCAACAGCAUGGGACAGGAUUAGUCAACAUUAUUUUACAUAUUAAAUGUCCUGCUGUGCACAACCAGUUAGUCUAGUCCAUUGAUCUGAGAUUGUAUACACACACGUGACAAACAGGAAGCCAUUUUAUGCAACUGGCUAGACAUAUUCCUGUUUAAACAACAGAUAAAAUUUUAAGUUUAUGUUGAACUGCUUUUGUUCAGAGUGUUGCAGUGAAGGACAUUUCAAUUUGUUUCAGCUACUGCAAGCAGUAUAAAAUUGUAUAAUUAACCUCAAUCUUUAGCCCUAUUAUUUUUAUUCUUUAAGGUGUCCUUAUUUAAAAUUCAUGUGUACUUAAUAUGAAUUGAACAGUGUACAUGUUUAACUGCAAGCAAAAUUUCCUUGGCACAAUAGAGGAAUGAUGAGGAACACUGUUGAUGGAAAAUAAAAUGAACACUUCCUUUGUGACUUUGGUGCACUUGGUUGAAAUAUUUUUAUUAGGUUUGAGGCAUUUCUCAUAGACAAUAUACUUCAGAUGCCUCUCUUCCUCCCCACCACCAAAUUUAGUGUUGUUAAGUACCAUUCAACAGGACAUUUUCAUACAGUUCAUAUAUUUUGAACCUUCUUAUGUCAACAAAUGAAUGCACAGUGGCACAAAUGUGGUGGCACUUUUUAACCAUGUAGCAUUAUCAGUGUAUUGAAAUAUUGCCCAGAAAAUGUAGUGUAUGCAGAUAUCUUGAUCUUACCAUUGAAGAAAUAGGGACCAUUUGUUUUAUCUGUCCAUCUUCCAGCCCAUGUCAUAACUGUACAAAUAUAAACGUGUGUGCAUGGUUGUAGCCCAUUCUCUACAUUGAGAGAGAUUUGUUGCUGCAGUUUACAUAUAUCAUAGUAGUUAAGAGCGGAUCUCUUCAAAUCUGAUAUGUCACACACCUUUAGGUAAGCAGCAGUUACAAAGAAUGUUUAAAAUUAGUUACAAUUAUUUUGUACACAUUUUCAAAAUUAACAAAAUUACUUAUUUUUCUUUGCCCCCUCCCCCCCACGACAGCUGUGAUAACUUUGUCUGUUAUUUUACUAUACUGGGUAUUUUGUUAAUCUGUAACUGUCAUUCUGUGUUUAAUUAUGAGAUGAAGAAUACCAUAAUUAUGUCAUGGAUACCUACUGUUAUGUAAAAUGUGCUCAUAAUAAUGAUUAAUGCAGCUGAGUUUCUUUUAUUUAUGCUUAUAACUAAGACUUCAGUUUUGGUUGUGAUUCAGGAGCAUUCACUACGUAUAUAUACAGUAAAAACAUCCAACCAUUCCAUGAUUACCACCACACAGUCAUUUAGUCAUUAUGAAUUGUAUUUCAGUACUUGACUUGGAAUAUUAGUUUAUUGUAUAUUGAAUAAUUGAUUAGGAGAUAACAAAAAUGUUAUUACACCAUUAACUGAGGAACUGAAUCAUGAGCCAUGUUAAUACAAGGAAAAUAAUUGGCAUAAUCAGUGAGACAGGAAAGAAAGGUUUUAUUUUCAAUGACUCUGCCUUAAAACAGUAUUUUGUAAUGAUGUGAAGUAUAUGCACAUUGUCACAAAACCAUUUCUGCAUAAUAGUUCCAUAUUAACAAUAAAACUUCUUUUUCCUGCCUUAGUAUCAAGUAUUUUACAGUACACAGUGAUCCUUAGUCAUCCAACAGAUUCUGACUUUUAAACGGUUGAAUAUGUGGAAUUGAUAAGUGAUGGUGAUAUGAUAGGGUUUAAAAAUGUGUGCUUACUAAUAUGUAAAUUUCUUGUGUUUCUUUUUCUUUCUUUUUUUUUACAAAACUUGCGCUAAUUUCCAAUGUACAUAUUAUGUUUUUAUAUACAGAUAUUUAUUAAGUAGACUUGGAUCAUCUACUGCUAGUGUCUGCAUUUAUCAAUAAAUCCUUUAAUUAUGUAAUCAGCAAAGUACAUUUUACUGCAGAUUUGUCUUUGAAAUUAAAUUAACAUCUCUCCCAGAA